AACAACGCGCGUGUUCCGCGAUCGCGAACAGAAUCCUCUAAAGGAAGCGCUGAAGAAGCGACGGUUACACUUGUAGUUCGUCCAGUGGUAUUUUCCAGGUGUCUGUGGCUUUUGUGCUCGUGAUCAGAGAUUCAUGAGAACAUAAAUCAGAAGUUUAAUCAAUCUCACUUGCCGACUUGCAGUUUUCCCGCCAGUUACUUCGAGGUGAUUAGGUAUACGACAGCACAUCGCGGCCACCUUUGAGCGGAUGCGGAUGUUGCUAAAGCGGAAGUCCGCACGGUUCUAGCUGUUGGGGAAAUAGCAGAGGGGAAAGUGGUGCCAGAACAUCCACAUUAAAACGGAAAGCGGAAAUCAAACUGAAUUGUGACGCCACACUCGGACUCAUAAUGUUCGAACCCAAGCUGCUCCAGAAACAGCAACACACGAGCAAUAAAACAUAAUGUUGAAGCAGCAGUAGCUGUAGCUGUAGCACUGAGGCAGAAAGAACACACACAAAUGUACACAGAGCCAAAGGCAUUCCAUUGAAAGUACACGACAAAGAAGGAUCCUCUUGCACCAGAGCCAGGAGCAGAGCCUCUCAAGUGAGGCCAAUUCCUUGAGCGACAAACGAUUUACAGUCUGAACAGACGACGACGACGGCGACGGCGACUAUGACAAAAUGGCGGACUUGGAACGCAUACGCCUCGUGCUGCUUGGCGGGGCCGGAGUGGGCAAGAGCUCCAUUGUAAAGCGUUUCCUAUUUAAAACCUACACAGACAAGUACCGCGCCACCGUCGAGGAUCUCUACAACCGCGAGUACGACCUGGGUGGCGUCACGUUAAAGGACAUUCCUAUUGUGAUUGCCGGGAACAAAGCCGACCUGGCCCCCACCCACUGGGAGGUCAAACAGGAGGAGGUGACAGAUUGGGUUUUCUGCGAGCUGCUGUGUUUAAGGGCCAAGGUCCUCGAGUGCUCAGCGAAAGAGGACAGCAACGUGACCGAGCUGUUCAAGUCCUUGCUUUCCCUGUCCCGCUUCCUGCCCACCAGCAGCGGCAGCAGCGGGUCCGGUGGCGGGGCGGCCGGCGAGGCGGCGCCCAGCGGAUUCAAGCGCCGCUCCUCCGCCUACGUCAGUGCCUCGUCCAGUCGCAACAAAAACCGCAUGAACUGUCCGGCUUUGGGCGCGGCUGGGGGCAGCGGCGACAAGAAGCCCUCCAGCCUCGUCGAUGCGGUAGAUGUGGCCAGCACCAGUGCCGAAGCGAAGCUGAAGCCGCGUUCCAGAUCCCUCAUCCGCCGCGCCUCCCGCAAGACCAAACAGCAAAUCAACAACGCAUCCGAUGACUGCAAUUUGCAGUAAAUAUUCAAGGCGUCGGGGGCAUAAUUAAAUUAUGGAUUAUGUGGCCACACAAUAUGUAUUAUUAAUAGUGGAUUGCAGUUAAUUAGUGUGCAUAAACAAAGGGCGCGAAUAUUUUUGUUCGAUUUAAUGAGUUGAUAACGUGUUUACGGCAUUGCUCAAAGGCAAACAAACCAGUAACCCAGUCACCCAGUAUCCCUGUAACCAGUAUGUGUUGAUAAUAAAUGUACAACUCGAUAAUUAGUGUAUGCAAGCUAUACGUAUUUGCAUAUUGGCUAUCUAAUGCAUUAUUUUGUGCCACAAUGGCAUACUCCAAAAUGAAACUCCAUGCCUGGAUGCGUUCAGGAAAAAUAUUAUUUAAGGAGUGCAGAUUAUAUUCCCAUUUGUAGCAUUUACCAGACCGCAUCCAGCAGUCGAGUCCGAUGGUCGCUAUCCAUUUGUCAGAUAUCUAUGCCAAAAUGUCUCUCAGUUUUACUUAGAGAGCGAGACUGUCAGUCAGGGAAUUUGCAUCUAUGGUUCUAUGGAAAAAUAACUCUUAAGCAGAGUUAAUUGCAAAAAUUCAGGGGAAAUCGGUUUAGGGUCUGCAUUAGGAUGGGCUGUUAAUUCCUUGAACUGAAUUGAGUGGCACACCAUUUCGAUUUAUUGGUUACUACUGCUUAGGGGGACCAGUUUAUUUAUAUUUGAAAUUACUUUUUUACGACUAAAGAAUAUAGAUUUUCCACAGAGAAUUUUGAGAACUUCACUCUUGCCUGAGGUGGAAAUUUGUGCGCGGAAUUUGAAUUUAAUCAGUGACGGGAGAGGGGGAGGUCUGGCGGGGCUUCGAAGAAUCCUAAUACAGUUCAUAGAGUUCAUUUUGACGAGAAAUUAAUGGCUCAGUCGUUGUUAUUCUGGGAGAAGACUAAGUUGAAUGCGUUUUCCAUUGGCUGGCUAUCAUAAUACCUGCAGGUAUAAUAACUUAAACAUAGCUCUAAGGUUACUUCUAAAUGGAAUAUACAUAUUUACAAGUGUACACAUACUUAAUUGCACAUCUAGCUGACACUGUAGUCAAUAUUGAAAUCGUUUCAAAAAAUCUUGAUGUUCCAAUGGUGGUGGAUGGGUAAAGAGGUUUGGAUUUGAGCAGCUCCUCUCCACUUGAAUCAGACAUGAAGGCCAAAAGGAAAUCACAACGAGAAAGAGUGUGGGGAAAUGAAUACCAUAAAGCAAUUUCGUGGCAUUUUCUUUUGGCUUUCAAGAACCACUGAAAAAGUAGGAAAAUCUUUUACGGAAAGUACAACAUACAUAAAUUUACUAUGCAAAAAACGUAAUUGUAAAAUAAAUUUGAUGCGUUUUUGAGGAAUGUUUAUCAAGGAUUAUACAGGGUGUACUACUUAUGCUAAAUGGCCAAAAAAUCAAAGUUCCCACAAAGCACACUUUGGUUAAAUUUUUCGGUGCUUUGUGGGAGAUUUACGAUAAAGAAUAUUCGACAAAUCUGUUGCAUGCAAAUUAUUAUCCAUUUCCACACAAGUUACAGUUACAGUUACAGUUGCAAUGGUGUGUAUGCAUGUGUUCUGUGGGUGCAUGUGAUAAGAAACUCUUUGUGUUGUCUCUCUCUCUCUCUCUCUCUCUCUCUCUCUCUCUCUCUCUCUCUUUCUCUCUGAACUACUAAUUUAAUAAGAUUUAUUUGAAAGACUACGGAAUAAACUGUUAGAUGGUACAGAGCAUGGCAGGAGAUAACUAAUGGAUUUGUAAAUGAAAAGAAUAAAAGCAGACGCAAAGUGAAUUGUGAUGGUAUAUUGUAGAAUACAUAACAUACAUACACACCAGCAUAUACAUAUGUAUGUACAGAGUAUAAUAUAACUGUGCAGAAAGGUUGAUUUGUUCAGUAGUUUAAAUAGAGAUUUAUUUUAAUUUCUUUGUUGAUUUAGUUAUUUAGUUAUAUAUAAUAUGUAUAAGAAUAAAAUGUGCAGCGGAGUUUGUUUUAUAUGUAAUACGGUUUAUACAUUGUUACUGCGUGUAGUUAAAUGAAACAAAUCUUAAGAGCCCUCACUGGCGCUCGAUCUCUUAUCAACCAACUGUAACCUACAUACAAACAUACACACAAUACGUAUGCAUACAUAUAUAUAUAUAUAUCAGCGCCUAGUGGGAACACAUGGGGGACCCGGCAUUUUUUUAACAUUUCACCGUACACCGUAUAUCAGUAUAUCAGUACAUAUGUAUAUCAGCUGGCUAAACCACUUAUCCAAUUUAGAAAUACACACACACACAUAUGUUUUUUUGUAUACGUAAUUCGAUUGUUCUACCAAUUAAAGUUAAGCCCAAAUGGGAGUCGCUCUACUUACCACCACUAAAUCCAAAAAUACUGUAACCUAAAAAUAGUUAAAAGCAUAAAACAAAAAACCAAAGUAACUUUCUAGGUGUGCGUACAUAUGUGUAUCACUGUCAUGUACUUGUAGACUAAUUGAAUUUCAAUUCAAUUCGGCACGCCAGCCAUGUAAAUGGAACAGUAAGCAAUUUCCACUAAAUCAAUUAAAAGUAGUGCCGUGACCCCGUAUCCGCUCUCCCUUUACAGUAAGCCAGCCAGCCGCAGUGUCCAUUAAAAGUAACUAAUGGAAUUUUAUUCAAAUUAUAAAUUGCAUUGGCCUAUAAAUCCGCCAUUUUCCAGCUUAAAGCAGACGUGUUUGGUGAUGAUUUGAAAUUUGCAUAAUGCAUAUAUCCAUAUGGGGAAGCCUAUUACCACUCCGAACAAUAAACAGCUUUUCUAGCGCGCUGCUUAAUUGGUUCACAUUAUGCAAAAUUUCGAAUGCAAUUUACAGUGGCAUUGAUUUUGCAUUAAGCUGGCUCAAUUCCAUGCACUGCAGCGUGUGUGUAGGCUUAUAUUGCGAAUGAGAAAUGCUCAGGCCAAUCCUAGUUGCGUGGCCCGUUGCUAGAAGACUUAAAGUAGCUUAAUUAGCAUUAAUUUCUCUUUGAAUUUGAAAUUUCAAUGAAAUCCGCAUUACCGUGGCGCCUUCUGACGGUGGUGAGGUGAGGUCACUGCUAGCACAUUUAAUACGACACCUGGCGAAAAAUACUCGUACUAUAGUCACACCUGUAAAGCUCUUGCUCACGCGUCAAUGCAUUUUUAGUGAAUUUCCAGAUGGGCGUCACUGUAACCGAAUUAGCAAUUUUUUUAUAGCUAGUUUUUAGUCAAUAGAAGCAAGUAUUUAGAAUAAACCAGUUAAGAAGAAAAAUUAUUCACGAUUCGUAUAAAAUUAUGUGGGCGGCUAAGUGUGCUAUAUAGCUAGUAAUAAACAACAAAUGAGUCCGCAAAAACCAGCAACAUUGAUGUCACAACCUGCGACUAUGAACAUUUUUGUUAAAACAGUGUUUUUGUCAAAACAAAAAACAUGCAAGUACUUAAAAGUAGUUAAUCCUGAUUAAAAUUGAUUCAUCAAUCAUAUAAAAUUAUCUGGGCAAAACUGCGAGAUCUUUAUAGCUGGGAAUAAUCAACGGAAGAAAGAAUAACCAGGAAUUAGUCGUUCUAACCGGAUGACAACAAUGAUUACCGGCAACACUAAUUCCCAUACCCUGAGAAAAGGAUGUUAUAGAAUUGAGAAAAUGUUUUCAUCCCAGUCUGCGUAGGUAUCAGGAUCGAGAUAAAUAUAUAAAAGAUACUAAUAAUGUACUUGAAUAUGUCUAAAGAAUAUCAAUUUGAGAAAAGGUCUUAAUGAAUUAAGUUUGAUCUUCAUAUUAUAUUAACGAAAUAGGGUAUACACGCUUCUUGUCUUCAAAUACCAGCAACAUUGCGACAGUUUUUUUGUUAAACUUUUUUGUUUAAGCCUUGUUUUAGCCAAAAUACAAUAAAAGCAAAGACUAAGAACUAGCCAAUCUUGUAGAACAUUUAUUCAUCAACAGCCUAAAAUUAUGUGGGCAGAACUAAAGGUUUUAGUUAGCCAGGAUUAUUCAAGCGAAUAAAGAAAUUGAGCAAUUAGAACGACUAUCCCCUUUCGAUUUUGACCUAUUUCACUAAAACCUUUUUUGGUUGACCAUUUUCGCUAAAACCUUUUGGC
Messenger RNA from Drosophila miranda, 5355 nucleotides. RefSeq lists its product as uncharacterized. NCBI's taxonomy places the organism in Eukaryota, Metazoa, Arthropoda, Insecta, Diptera, Drosophilidae. Gene Ontology annotation, molecular function: GTP binding; GTPase activity. The record is from RefSeq and is a predicted model, not a curated record. The transcript has 6 exons. The coding region runs from base 659 to 1333 and encodes 224 amino acids.